AGUUUUGUACUGUUAACAUGCAUUGGAAUCAAUACUGUGCUUUUUUAUUGGUGUGCUAAUAAAUGACUUCUUAGUGUUACUAUCCCAUAUUUAUUUUAUCAUAUGUAAAAACCAAAACAUCUGGUUAACUCUAAUAAUACAUGUCAAUGAAGUAAAUAAUAAAUAUACUCUUAUUUUGAAAUGCUACUUCCGGAAGGCGUUGACAUUGCGUUAUUGAAGCGCUUUUCACGCCUCUGCAUCUCAUCCACGCCGUUUUGCGGCUUUGAGCUGUCGUCGGUUAUCAAUCGCUCACCCAACCCUUUUCUCCGCUGUCUUCAACAUUUCUUCGUCUCGCCUUUUCUUUGUUUGAUCUGUUCAUCAUUUAUAUUAGAAUUCAACUUUUAGCAUCACACGGGUAUCUCCAGUGUAAUGCUGCAGGGAGAAAAGACAUCUUCACCACGUAAACAAAGAUCGCUAUCGAGCUGACGACGUCACUUAAAGGAUUUUUGUCAAGCUGACGUCAUCAUUCAGCAGAAGCGUGUUAAUGGGCUGUUACAGAUCUCAUAAAUACAGUCAUCAGAUCUAAUCCUAUAAGCUCAUUGUGGAUUCAGCACUCCCCGCAUCCACCCAGAGAGUCAUGAGCUCCCACAAGAGACCCGUCCGGGCCCGCUCUGAUUCUGACAGCAGCUCCUCGGCACCCCGUGACCCGAUCGUAGCAGCUACAGAAGAGGGUCCCAGUCUACUGACCCGGCUGAUGGAGCUGCCCGUGGCCCGUCUGUCCCGGCAGCAGCUGAAGAGGCUGGAGGAGCACCGCUACAGCAGUGAGGGACGCUCCCUUCUGGAGCCCUUCAUGCAGGGAUUCUGGUGCUGGCUGGUUAGCAAAGUGCCUCUCUGGAUGGCCCCAAACCUCAUCACUAUCGUGGGACUCGCUACUAAUAUUGUCAGUACUCUGAUACUGGUCUAUUACUGCCCUACUGCCACUGAACAGGCACCAACGUGGGCAUAUUUGGCAUGUGCUUUGGGUUUGUUCAUCUACCAAUCGUUGGAUGCUAUAGAUGGAAAGCAGGCACGACGUACCAAUAGCAGCACACCGCUUGGCGAGCUGUUUGACCACGGCUGUGACUCACUUUCUACAGUGUUUGUGGUUCUGGGCACAUGUAUAGCCGUUCAGCUGGGCACUUACCCUGACUGGAUGUUUUUUUGUUGUUUUGUGGGCAUCUUCAUGUUUUAUUGUGCCCACUGGCAGACGUAUGUUUCUGGAACACUGCGCUUCGGCAUAAUUGAUGUGACUGAGGUGCAAAUCUUCAUCAUAUCCAUGUAUUUACUGGCUGCCAUCGGAGGAACGGCUUUCUGGCAAUCUAUGAUUCCGGUGCUAAAUAUUCAAGUUAAAAUAAUACCGGCUCUCUUCACUCUUCUGGGAGCAGUUUUCUCCUGCACAAACUAUUUUCGAGUUAUAUUUACAGGCGGAAUGGGCAAAAACGGAUCAACUAUUGCGGGAACAAGCAUUUUGUCUCCAUCUUUUCAUAUUUUUUUAUUUGUUUUUAGCUUUAAACUUGUAAUGCUAUUAAUAUUGUAAAUGUAUUUAUUUGUUUAAUGGAUUUUUAAUAGUGCCGUGUAUAUAUUUGUUAAUCUUCUUAAUCUUUCUUAAUGAAAGUCUUAAUGAGAAAUAGUUGUUUUGUAACUAGCUGAUUUUUUUGUGUGUGUCUGCUUUAGUGUGUUAACUUUAUUUCAAGAAACCAAAAUGUUAUAGUUUCAUUUCUCUUUAAGUAAAAUAUAAUAAUUCUGCACUAAAUUUCCAAAGAAACCUGUAUCUGUAUGCAACUAAAUUAAUGGCGCAAUGUUUUUUUGUUUGUUUGUUUGUAUGUUUGUUUUAAUUAGGGAACAAGCGUUUUGUCUCCAUCUUUCCAUAUAGGAGUGGUAAUCACACUUGCUCUAAUGAUCUACAAGAAGUCAUCUGUGCAGCUCUUCGAGAAACACCCUUGUCUUUACGUCUUAGCAUUUGGCUUUGUCUCAGCCAAAC
Danio rerio (zebrafish) is the source of this 1999-nucleotide messenger RNA. Lineage: Eukaryota; Metazoa; Chordata; Actinopteri; Cypriniformes; Danionidae. The record is from RefSeq and is a predicted model, not a curated record.